AUGCAUAGUAUUGCUCCAGACGUUGAGAAGCGCGCAGGCGCGGAAGAAAACACUCUGUUCAAACCCCAGACCGACACGGCCGCCACGAUAAGCGAGGAAUCCAGCGCCUCGGGCCCGUAUGCGAAGCUCCAGCGGCUCGCGUCGCGAUGGCAUGUCGAGAAGCGAGGCAUCGAGCGCGUGCCCGAGGAGGAGCGAAAUGACAACUCGUACCUCAACAUCGGCUCCAUGUGGCUCGCGGCCAACCUGGUUGUUCCAUCCUUGACCAUAGGUGUUCUUGGGACGCCGCUGUUUGGUCUCGGAUUCGUCGACUCGGCUCUCGUCAUCAUCUUUUUCAAUGCUCUCGGCACCCUGACCGUCUGCCUUUUCUCGACAUUUGGCCCUGCCUUUGGACUUCGCCAGAUGGUGCUCUCGAGAUUUUGGUUCGGAUGGUGGGGGGUAAAGUUGAUUGCGCUCUUCAAUUUGCUCGCCGGCAUAGGUUGGUCGGCCGCAAACAUCAUUGUGGGUGCGCAGCUCAUCAACGCCGCCAGCCGCAACACUGUUCCCGGUUGGGCGGGGAUUCUGAUCAUCGCCUUCUGCACUCUCGUUGUGGUCUUCUUCGGGUACAAAGUCGUCCAUCUCUAUGAGUACUGGAGCUGGAUCCCGACCUUCAUCAUCUUUCUUGUUCUCCUCGGGGUCUUUGCCCACACAGGCGACUUCAGAAACGUUCCCAUGGGCUCUGGAACGGCAGAGAUUGGAAAGGUGCUUUCUUAUGGCUCUACCGUGUUUGGCUUUGGUACUGGGUAUACCUCACUCGCGGCAGACUAUACCGUGUACCAGCCGAGCAACCGACCCCGACGUAAGGUGUUUUUGGCCACCUGGCUGGGCAUCUUCCCGACACUGCUGUUCACGGAACUCCUGGGUGCUGCCAUCGCCACCGCGACGACCAUCAACGGGGGUGUCAAUUCGUAUCAACAGGGGUACGAGGAGUCGGGCGUCGGUGGGCUUCUCGCCGCGGUUCUGUUCCCUCACGUCGGUCGUUUCGGACAGUUCUGUCUCGUGGUCCUAGCCUUGUCCAUUGUCGCAAACAACUGCCCCAACAUCUACUCCGUGGCGUUGACUCUCAUGGUCAUGGGUCGGUGGACGACGAAAGUGCCAAGGUUCAUCUGGACCAUUGUUGCUUCUGCCGUCUACGUCGGCAUCGCCAUCCCCGGAUACACCAACUUCGAGGCCGUCCUGGAGAAUUUCAUGCACUUCAUCGGAUACUGGCUGGCCAUCUAUGAGGGUGUUGCGCUGACCGACCACUUCGCGUUCAAGAGAGGCUUCUCGGGGUACAACCCGGAGUACUGGGACCAGCGAGACAAGCUCCCCCUGGGCAUCAGCGCACUCGUGGCGUUCCUCUUGGGAAUCGCCGGCAUGAUCAUCGGGAUGAGCCAAACGUGGUGGGUCGGUCCUGCUGCAAAGGGAGCUCAUGGCGGCGACUUGGGAUUUGAGCUGGGAUUUGCAUUCUCUGCUCUGUCCUAUGCCGCCAUGAGGCCCUUUGAGCUCAAGGCAUUCGGAAGGUGA
This is a messenger RNA of Purpureocillium lilacinum, 1542 nucleotides long. RefSeq lists its product as uncharacterized. Gene Ontology annotation, molecular function: transmembrane transporter activity. The record is from RefSeq and is a predicted model, not a curated record. Gene Ontology annotation, cellular component: fungal-type vacuole membrane; plasma membrane. Gene Ontology annotation, biological process: transmembrane transport. Lineage: Eukaryota; Fungi; Ascomycota; Sordariomycetes; Hypocreales; Ophiocordycipitaceae.